UCAGGAACUGUUUUCGAUCUGUUUUAAUGCUUUGCUCAUUAAUUUUGAUAUUCAAGCUGUAUAAAUGUCAGAUUAUUAUUUUCUGCUAACUCAUUCGAAUGUUCGUGAAAAAAAAUUUCAAGUUGAUAUUAAUUAAAAUUGGAUAAAAACAACUUUAAAAAAAUCGAAUGGGAUUUUCUCGGAAAUGCAAGUUUUUGUAGACUCAGCCCUGAGUGGUAUGGAUAUCAGCCAGAUCUCUGAGUUGGCAACCGCCAUCAUGGACUCCUGGACAUCUUCCAGCGGUCCCGAACUCAUCACGGCAUCUCAGGGCCUUGGCAUUCAGUCGCCUGAGCAGAUAAACAAAGCGUUCGGCACCACAAUCAAACAGGAGGUGCCCGGAGAAUAUGAUUUUCCCGGUGUGAUACCUAUACAGGGCUAUUUACAAGGUCAUGUGAAUUCAUCUGCUUCAGAACAAGUGCCAAUGGAUGAUUUCGAUCCUUUGGAAUCUUUUUCUUUCUGGGACGGCGAGAAUUUUUAUAGCCAUCAAGAUUAUGAGGCAUGCACGGCUUCGACUUCGGACAUGCCUAUGGAAAACGUGAUGCCCACUUUACCUGAGUACAUUGGUGAGGAUGAUAUGACUCGAGAUGAUAAUUUUCCCAUUAAGGAUUCUGACUUCUUGCAUAACAAUCCAACUCUUGCAGAGUUGAAUUCCUGUGGAGAAACCGUCUUUGAUUACUCGGCAAACAACAGUUUUAUAGCCGAAGAUAAUACUUUCCCAUUGAUACCUGAUAAUCUGUCCAAAUCUUUUCCUGCUAGUGAAAGUCACUUUGUGGCAUCUCCGGUGAGCAGCAGCAUACCUAAUAGUUCCUUUGCAAGUGGUUUGAAUUACAUCCCGAGUAGUGGAUUUAUGGAUGUCAAACAAAACGUUCAACCGUCGUUGUCUUCUAGCUGUCCUGUACCUUCCAGAAUGAUGCCAAGCUCUCAGCAAUUCUUGAGUGCUUGUGAGGACAAAUUCCCUCUUUGCCCUCAAAAUAGUCCAGCCUCUGAUUCAUUCUUCGCAUCGAGGCUGAACCCAGUGUCCGAAACCAAGAGUUCAAUCCCAUUGAACACUUGUGGUGUCACAUCACCUCUCAUGGUAGCUCAAAGCAACAGAUUGCAAGACAGCAAUCUUCUUUCAUCAUCUGCUCCCCCUGAUGUCACAAUGGCAUCUUAUUUUCCCAAAAUUAAGUCCGAGCCUCCUUCAAGUUCUCCUGGGCCGAGGAGCAUCACAGAGCGAUCGUUAAGUGGUUUUUCUUCACUGUCUCUGUCUAAUGAUGAUGAAAGUGGAAGCUUUUUUGAUGAUGAAGAUGAUGAUGAUGAUUUUUCAUCUGAUGAAGAUGUUUAUCAAUAUGAAAGUGAUGACCUUUUGUCUACAAGUUGGCCAUCAGGCAAAGAGGAGAAAUCCUGCCAGCAUAGAAAGCAUCGCUACUUCUGGCAGUACAAUUUACAGUCUCGAGGUUCUAAGACCCAGAGCAUUCUGCCACGCCGAGAAUCACUUGACCCUUAUGUUCUUGAUGAUGCGUAUGAUCCUGUAUUUGCUGAGGAAUGCACUCUUCCUGUCAAACAUUCUGGAAAGGCUAGGAGAGGAGAUGGCAAUGAUCUCACUCCAGAUCCACGCAAGCUAUUCAAUAUUGGUGUAGAACUGAAAAAGCUAAAUAAGCUUAUUUAUAAUAUUAGUCCAAAUGAAGGAGGAUCAUCACAUGGAAAACCAUUGUCGCGAAAAGAAAAAAAUAAACUGGCUUCCAGAGUAUGCAGAUUAAAGAAAAAGGCUCAACAUGAAGCUAAUAAAAUCAAGUUAUAUGGGCUUCAACAAGAGCAUAAAAAGCUUAUCAAUAUUUUGAUAGAGACAAGGGAGUUAUUAAGAUACAAAAUAGAGAAUCUCCAUGAUCAGAAAGUUUCAAACUGCUCCAAGAAACUUGAAGCAUUUUUGGCUGCUAAUGAACCUCACAGAGUUGCUGGAAACACUGCAACAUUUGUGAAUGAAGUUUUAGAAAAAGUUGCCAAAGGAGAACCUGAUGGUGGUUUAGGUCGACUCUAAAUUUUACGAAAGCAUAGUUGCACAUUGUUUGUUCAUAAUUUUUACAUAGUAUAUCCACACAUUUGCUGACUUUGUAACCAUACACACAUUAUGUGCUUUGGAAAUAGUGCCUUCAUUUAUUUAUUCUGCUGGAUUCGAAAUAUGUACAGACUUUCUUUUUUAUAUCAGUGAGUUCUAUUGUCAUUCUUUUCAUGAAUAAAUCUACAAGAUAAGAAGAUUGUUCAUUUGAGGUAAAGUGUACAGCCAUGCAUGUACAUAUUUACAUUUGAAAUGUGCUCUGAUAGUGAGGUUUUAUUUGAUUUGUUGUUGGAUGAUUGAUUUUAAUAUUAUUACUGUCUUUUUUUAGAUAUUGUUAAGUUUAAUUAUGUUAAGAAUGCAUGCUAUAUGUUACGUAUAAUGCAUGCUUGUUGUGUACUUUACAAGUCAGUGAAAAUUAUCUAAUCAUUUUUUUUGAGAUGUUAAUUUUAUGUCAUCUCCUCGAAUAGAUUUAGAAAAGAUGUUAUAUACAUAUUGAAAAAGAAAUGUAUCAUAGUAAUGAUUCUUAAAAAUUCUGUGUUUUAAUUGAGAUUGGUUAAAAGAACGAAAAAAAAUUACAUAUCCUUUUUGAAGGAAAGUGUGAAAAGAAGUAUGCAUGCAGACUUAUAUAAAUUUCAUACAUUUUGAUUAAAUAUACUUGUAUAAAUAAGAUAUUCGUUGAAUUAAUCAGAUUUCACUAUGAAAACUAUUUGUGAAUAUGUUAAAAGUGUACUAAAUAAUAAUAAUAAAAAAAACAACAUGUAUUUAAGAAUUUUAUUUUACAGCAUAUAAUAUAAAGUUAAUAUAUUAAAAGUAUCUAAACUGAUUAAUUACAAAAUUAGUUAGUUUUUAUUUUAAGCUUGAAUAUAUAUCAUUAAGUGUAUCUUCUGCAUUUUGUUUCUAUUACAUUUAUUUAAAUUCUUGAAUAUUUGUGCAAAUUAAAAAAUGAAAUAUUUUAAAUAUGAAUCAGAUUAGUUAUCAGUUACAUGGUAUUUUAUUAUUCAUUAAUGGAGUAUUCAAGUCUGUGCCUUGUGUCACAGCCCCACAAAACUGCUGUAUUUGAUGUAUAAAAAUUUUUGAAUGUUGAGUUUAGUUUCUUCUUUUUAAAGAUCCCCCCCCCCCCCCGAUUUCCACAACAUUUUUUUGUUUAAUAUUGAAUAAAUAUUAUCACUCUUUAAUUCAAAUUUUCACUCUUUUGGUUUUGAUACAUAUUUGUGACUAUUUGAAAAUUUAUGCAAGACAUACACUUUUCUCUUCGAUUCAUGUUCAUAUUUGUUAUGUUUAAUUAUGUAUUAGCAUAAUUAUCAGUAACUUCUGAUAGAGUUGUAAUGAAAUGAUCAUAUCUAGGGUUCAGAUUAUUUCUUAUAGCAAUAUUUAAAGAAAAGUUCAGAAAUUGAACAUGAAUUUUUAGACAUGUAUGCUAUUUCUGAAGAACUGCCUGAUGAAAAAUUAGGUGCAUGCAUAUUUCCUUCAUUAAAUUAAAUAAAUAUGUAUUUGCUUUAAAUCAAAAGACAUAAAAGGUAAUAAUAAAUGUUGAAUAAUGUCAAUAAUAUUGCUUUACAAUUACAAAUCCUGUGAGACUUAAAAUAUGUUGACUCGGUGCACUUAUUAAAAUGCAGCAUCGGAUAUUUUUCUCUUCUCCCAAAACUGCUCAUAUACCCUGUGAUUGAUACUACUUUGUAAAUACUUUUAAUAUUUAUGGAAAUGUAUGUGAUUUUUUAUAAGAAUAAUAAGAUGUACUUCUAUUAUGAGUUUUGUCUAGUUGGCUUUGAUUUGUAGAAAGGAUGCAUGAGUGUAAGAUUGCUCAAUAAUUGUUUGUCUUAAUAUAGAUGAAAUAUGGUAGAUCUAAUCUGCUAUAUCUAGUCAGUCAGAUUCAGUACAUCAACGUUGUCUUAAAAUGUGACAUUACAUUUUUUGAUUUAUUUAAUAAUACAUUGUGUGAUUAUUAUUUUGAAUGCAAUAAUGGAAUUCUUUAAUUUAAUUGAGCACUAAUUGAUUGAUUUUAAGCACAAGGUGCUUUUAAAAUAUGUUUUUGCUAAAUGAAAGUAGAAAACGUUGAUAGAUGUAUGUAAUAGUUAAAAUAUUGUUCAGUUAUAUUUAUAAAAAUUAAAUUAUAUAAUUCAUUUUAUUAAAAUUUUUUGAUUGCAAUAUUGAUAUGUGAAGGUUUUUAAGGAAAGAGGAGAUGACUUAAUUUCUAUUGUUAUAUUAUUAAAGAUUUCUAAUUUUUGAGUGAUGUCCUUGAAUGUGAUAACUUUUGUUGUAAUUGUAAUUGCAGUGUUAUAUUUUCAGUUUAGUGGUUUUAGGUUAAAUGUCCUUUGAUUAAUUUUUGAGGGCAUUAGAUUUUAUUUAUGUAUUUAAAAGUGUUUAUCAGAACUUUUGUUAUUUAUUAUUAAUGAACAAAAUUUUAUAAAUUUGCAUUUUUUUAAUUAAAUUUUUUAGAAUGAUUAUUUAGAUUAUAAACAUUAAAUUUUUUAAAAAGAAAUAUGAAAUUGAGGGUUUCAGUGGCAUACCUAGAUAGGUGUGGAUAGUUAGGUUGAUUAUGUCAAUGGAGAAUGACUUGAUUGUUGCCCUUCUCCCUUUUAAACAGUGACUUCAAAAAUGAAAUUUUUCUUUUGUGCAGAGUUGUCUCUCUUCAUGUACAAAGUUAAUUUAAGAUGUCAUUUAUUUUUAUUGCUUUGUUCUAAAUUAUUCUUUCAUUGAAUCCCACAUAAAAAAAAUGCUGUAUGUUGCCAUUGGAAAUUUGAAAUCUAAAAUUAAUCCAUGUAUUCUCGAUGCAGAAGUAAAAAGACAUUUAUUAAAAUAUGGAGCUAAUUGACUAAUUCUAAAAACUGAGAUUUUUUUUUCCAAAAAUUAACUAUAAAUAUUAUUUUUAUGGAUAUUAGUUUUAGAACUUAGUUCUAAAUAUUUUAAAGGUUUAAUGUAAUAAUAAAAACAGAAGUUUUGAUUCAAAAUGAAUUUUUAUACAGAUCAUGGCAGUAUCAAACCUAUGGUACAUGUACAAUUAAAUGGCACAUUACUUUAUUUUUGAUAGUAUAAUUUUUAGGUAAAAAGAUUUAUAUGAAAUUUCAAAAUCAGUGUAAAGUAUUGUAUCUUUUAACAUCUUGUUUUAAUCCUUAUUAUUCAGAUAUAUGUGCAUUUUUUUCGUCAUUACCCAUUAUAUAUUGCAAUACAUUGUGCUUUUAUAUUUUAUAAUGUAGAAUUUCAUUGAUGAAUAUAAUUAAACUUUUUUCUUUGAUUAUAAAUCACUUUUGAUUAGAAUCAUUUUCUUUAAUUAGGAUGCAUCACUUUUUUUUUAUUCAAAUUUUUUAAAAUUUCUAUUUUGAUGAUACUAUAUUUUAAUUCUUAUUUAUGUAAUUGAUACAGAAUUCUAAUAAGUUUUAAAAACUCUGAGUUAUAUCUUUUGCUCAUUGAUGGUAAAAGUUGAAGAUGAUAUAAUGUUACACCUAUCAAAGUAAUGCCACUGCUUCAUUUACUUCUAUACAUUAUUGUUAAUUUUUUUAAUAUUUAUUCUGAAAUAAGUAGCCUAGCUAGGAACAAUCCACAAUAUGGAAGAUAGCUAGAUGAUAUUUAAAUUGUUUGAUAUUUAAAAAAUAUAAAUAACAAAAGUUGUAUAUUUUAUUCUUAGAAGAAUUCAAGGAAUUUACAUUUGAUAUUUCUUGUUUUUCUUUUGUUAGUUUUAAGAAAAAACUGCAUCUCAUCUAGAAAUUUUCUAGCAGUUUGGAAAUUCGAAUAUUUUACAAAUUCAUUUUAUUGAAUUUUUACUUUCGAAAAUAUUAUUUUUGCUUAAGUUUAGUUGUUAAAUUAUUGUUGAAAUGUAGUGCUCUUAAAUUAUGUAUAGAUUAAUUAUGUAAAGGAUAAGUUCUGAGUUAUAUGAAAUAUUACAUUUCCUUUAAUUCUACUUUUGGAUAAUAUGUUUAUUCUUUCCUUUUUUUUACCAAAGUACAAUAGAAUUGAAUAUGGUAUAAUGUGAAUGAAAUAAUAUCGCUAAUCCAUAUUAAUAAAUAAAUUUUUAUUAAUAACAGCAUAUUUUUUAAAGUAAAAGUAAAUUGUACAGAGUAAGAUAUAAAUGUGAUGAAAGCUACAGUUACCUUUUUUUGGUGGUUAAAGAAUUUCUUAUUUUUUGAAUUUAAAUUCUGUAACCUAAAUACAGGUUUUGAUGGAUAUAGUGGUCAUAGGUAGGGAAUGAUGAAACCUUUUGUAAAUAACAUAUAUUUAUAUAUUGCCUGUUAAAUAUCAUGGAACAUAUUUUUCUAAAUUGAAUCUAUUUGAGCCAGUGAUGUUGUAUUUUCAGAUAUUAUAUCUCUUUAAAAUUUUUCAGAUUUGAAUUUAUUUAUGCUUUGCAAAAGAAGUAGUGCUGUUUCUGAUUUCAUUUUUUAUGAAAUUAAUACUUUAUCGAUGGGACAUUUUUGCUAUGCAAAAUGAUUAAUUCACUUAAAAUACUAUAUGAUAUCCUCAGUCGAUAAAGUGUUAAUAUUUAGCAAUAUUUGUUUAAAAAUCUGAAGUUAGGUAACCACAGUCAUCAACAUUAGUUUGAAUUGAUGGCUAAUUACUUGUCGUAAAGUAUUGAAUUAUAUGCCUGUUAAAUAAUAUUGCAAACUUUUCACAUUCUUGUUAUGGUAUUUGCAGAUCCAAUAUGAAUUGGUCAAGUUUUUUUAUCCUAGAUUUUCUUUAAAUGGAAAAUUGAAAAUUCUUCUAAACUUUUUCUGAUUUUGAAGGACUCUAAUUUUAAUAAGAUUUUAAGUUGCCAAUUAAAGUCAUGCAAUUUAAUUCUAUUAAAUAUUCAUAAGUUAGCUGAAUUAUAAAUUUGAAUUCAUAAUCAUCGAUAUAUUUCUAAAUUUCUAUGUUUUUAUAUUUGAUAUCAUUGAGGGAUUAGUUUGCUAAAUUGCUUCUGAUUUCUAUUUAAUAGUUUCAUUAUAAUAAAUAUCAAUUUCUAAAGCCUAUCUUUGUUGCAUCAUAAUUUUUAGUUGAUGACAUAUCUGUUAUACCUAACUUUGGAUUUGAACUUAAAAUUUUAAUGAAACCUGAAACAUAUUUUUAGUCACUUUUUGGAAUAAAUACUGAAGAGGAAAUGUUUCUAUUUUGUUAUGUGGAUUUUAAAGUCAUAUUAAAAUGUACCUGAAAAUGUGGACUUCAAAAUCCAUUUGAUGUGUUGGUUUGUAAUCAGGAAUUUUAGAAAACCUUUUUCCAUCGGAGUUUUUAUCAGUUUUACACAUUGUUAUUUAAUUUUGAUUUUAUAGAUGAAAUACGGGUAUAAGAAAUGGUUUAGCUAUAUCUUGAAUGGAUUAAGGUUUCGAAUAACUGAUUACUAUGAUCUUGCUCUGUGUGAUAUUUGUUCCAGUUUUAUUUAUGUGAUUGUUUCUAUUUUUAUUAGAUUGGUUUUAAUAGUUAUUUAAAGAAACAACUUGUAAAUAGGUAUUUUUAAUAUUGAAAAGGAGCUGUGAAGCAUGUAUAUAUUUUCCAUUGGACUGGUAAUUUGUAUUUUUGAAAACAAAACAUCACCCGAUGAAGCUUUGAUUAUCGUGUUUGAUCCUGUACAGUUACAGUUCUGUAGUCACACAUCAUUGGAUCUAUUGAUAGAAGAAUAUGUAAUAUAUAUAUAUAUGAUAUAAUAAUAAAUGUAUAAAUG
Molecule: messenger RNA, 7697 nt
Organism: Argiope bruennichi
Lineage: Eukaryota; Metazoa; Arthropoda; Arachnida; Araneae; Araneidae
Product: CREB3 regulatory factor-like
Exons: 6
Coding region: 185-2056 (623 amino acids)
Biological process (GO): response to unfolded protein; regulation of transcription by RNA polymerase II
Cellular component (GO): nucleus
Molecular function (GO): DNA-binding transcription factor activity, RNA polymerase II-specific; RNA polymerase II transcription regulatory region sequence-specific DNA binding
Source: RefSeq, a predicted model, not a curated record